Vitis riparia (riverbank grape) is the source of this 3501-nucleotide messenger RNA. Its product is annotated as ETO1-like protein 1. Gene Ontology annotation, biological process: negative regulation of ethylene-activated signaling pathway. Bases 807 to 3467 code for a protein of 886 amino acids. Lineage: Eukaryota; Viridiplantae; Streptophyta; Magnoliopsida; Vitales; Vitaceae. The record is from RefSeq and is a predicted model, not a curated record. The transcript has 5 exons. Gene Ontology annotation, molecular function: protein binding.
UUUGUUUUUUGGGUUUUGCGUUUUGAUUUUAAUUGAAAUUGGAAUUUAGAAUCAGUAGUUUAUUUACUUUUGUUUGAAGUUCCCAACAAACAGUAGCUGCAAUCUUUCUGGUCUCCAACGGAAGGAAAGUGGGAGAGAAAGAAAAAGAAAAAACUUUUCCUUUUAACAAACAAAAGAAAGAAAGCGAAAGUCAGGCAUUUUCUUUGGAUACCUUCGCUUUGAUCUCAUGCUCCUGAGCUCUGUUUGCAAUUUCUGAUUUGGGUUUGCGAGUGCACGCCAACUAGUGAAGUGGGUCGGUCUUGGUUUUUGGUUUGGUCUUCGGUUAGUGGGUCUCUCUCCCUUUUUCUCUCUCUGGUUGGUUUUUGGUAUUUUGGGUUUGUUAGAAUGAGAUUUGGUUGGUUCUAAUUUGGUUUUGGUAGAGAUCUUACGUAAUCCUUUUGUGGGUCUCUGUUUAAAUCUGGUUUCGUUGCCUUUUAUGCCAUACAAGUUUGGUUUUAUCAUUUCCCAGAUAUUAGAUUUAUGUCACUGUAAUAAAAAAUCUUGUGGAUAUUUUGUAACUGAAAAAAAAAAAUCAUUUCUGGGGUUAAAAUUGGGUUUCCCAGAUAGAGAUUUUGAGGGUUUUUUUCUUAGGAAUUAUCUUAGAAUUUUUGUUGGCCGGUGGAGUCGUAAAGAAAUUGUUAGCUAAGGGUGGUGAUUUGUAAUCAGAAGGAGCUGUUUUUUUAUUUUUUAUUUUUUUAGUUUUAUUUUCAAUUUUGUUGCAUCUGGCUAUUGUGGAGAUCUGGGAAUUGUUUCAUCUCUUAUGCCCCAUGAAGAACCUUUUUCCUUCUGAAUCAUGUAAAGAAACACAGCUCAAUGCCUUUAAUCCACAGUCAUGGCUCCAAGUUGAAAGAGGGAAGCUUUCCAAAUUCUCAUCACAGUCCUCUUCUUCCAUAGAAUCUCUUAUCAAGGUUCCUGAGCCACCCAUACUUCCAUUCUUUAAACCUGUCGAUUAUGUAGAAGUUCUAGCUCAAAUCCAUGAAGAACUUGAGUCAUGUCCUCCACAAGAGAGGUCGAAUCUUUAUUUAUUACAGUUUCAGGUCUUUAGGGGCCUUGGGGAAGUUAAACUGAUGCGGAGAAGUCUCCGUUCAGCUUGGCAGAGAGCCAGUACUGUUCAGGAGAAACUCAUUUUUGGGGCAUGGCUGAAGUAUGAAAAGCAAGGAGAAGAGCUCAUUGCUGACUUACUUGCCUCUUGUGGUAAAUGUGCACAGGAGUUUGGCCCAAUAGACAUUGCCUCUCAACUUCCUGCAGAUUCAAAUACAAGUUCCAAUGAGGCUGUUGUGAUGAAUGGGAAUGAAAUUUUGAAAACUGUCAUUUUCCGAAUUGGGGAUGAGAAAAUUGUUUGUGACAGGCAGAAGAUUGCGGGCCUGUCAGCUCCUUUUCAUGCUAUGCUUAAUGGGUGUUUCACAGAAUCACUCCAAGAGGACAUAGAUUUGUCUGAAAAUAACAUUUCACCAUCAGGUAUGAGGGCAAUCCAUGAGUUCUGUAUGACAGGCAGUUUAGGUGAAGUCCCACCAGAUCUUUUGUUAGAAAUAUUAAUAUUUGGGAACAAAUUUUGCUGUGAGAGGCUAAAAGAUGCUUGUGGCAGGAAACUUGCAUCUUUGGUUUCCUCUAGAGAUGAUGCUGUGGAACUCAUGGACUAUGCACUUGAAGAGAACUCCCCUGUCCUUGCUGCAUCAUGUUUGCAAGUGUUUCUACAUGAACUUCCUGAUUGUUUGAAUGACAAUCGAGUGCUGGAAAUAUUAAGUGAUGCUAAUAGACAACAGAGAUCAAUCAUGGUUGGGCCUGCUUCAUUUUCACUCUAUUGUUUCUUAAGUGAAGUUGCUAUGGCCCUUGAUCCUCGGUCAGAUACAACGGCUUGUUUCUUGGAACGAUUGGUAGAGUCUGCUGAGAGUAGCCGGCAGAGAUUGUUGGCAUGUCAUCAGUUGGGCUGUGUGAGGCUUCUGAGGAAAGAGUAUGAUGAAGCUGAACAGCUCUUUGAGGCAGCUCUAAAGGCAGGCCAUGUAUACUCUGUCGCAGGUUUAGUGAGACUGGGUUACCUUAAGGGCCAUAAACUUUGGUCUUAUGACAAACUCAGCUCUGUGAUUUCCUCUUUUACUCCACUUGGAUGGAUGUAUCAGGAGAGGUCACUGUAUUGUGAAGGCGAUAAGAGGUGGGAAGACCUUGAGAAAGCAACCGAGUUGGACCCGACACUUACUUACCCCUACAUGUAUCGAGCUGCUUCCUUGAUGAGGAAACAGAAUGUUCAAGCUGCUCUUGCAGAAAUCAAUCAGGUCCUAGGUUUCAAGCUAGCAUUAGAAUGUUUGGAACUCCGGUUUUGUUUCUAUCUGGCGGUUGAGAACUAUGAAGCGGCAUUUUGUGAUGUUCAGGCAAUUCUUACGCUCUCCCCAGACUACAGGAUGUUUGAGGGACGGGUUGCAGCAUCCCAACUUCGCAUGCUUGUGCGUGAGCAUGUUGAGAGUUGGACAACAGCAGAUUGCUGGCUACAGUUGUAUGAUCGGUGGUCUUCAGUUGAUGAUAUUGGGUCCCUCUCUGUUAUCUACCAGAUGCUUGAAUCUGAUGCUGCAAAAGGUGUUCUUUACUUCAGACAGUCUUUGCUUCUCCUGAGGUUGAACUGCCCAGAAGCAGCCAUGCGAAGUUUACAGCUUGCCCGUCAACAUGCAUCUAAUGAACAUGAACGUCUAGUAUACGAGGGAUGGAUCUUAUAUGAUACAGGUCACUGUGAGGAAGGGCUUCGGAAAGCAGAGGAGUCUAUUGGCCUUAAAAGAUCUUUUGAGGCCUUCUUCUUGAAAGCCUAUGCAUUGGCUGACUCUAGCCAGGAUCCAUCAUGUUCAUCGACUGUUGUUUCACUUCUUGAAGAUGCCUUAAAGUGCCCCUCAGAUAGGCUUCGCAAAGGUCAGGCCCUUAACAACCUUGGCAGCGUGUACGUUGACUGUGGGAAAUUAGAGUUGGCUGCUGAUUGCUACAUCAAUGCCCUCAAAAUCCGGCACACCCGAGCCCACCAGGGCCUUGCUAGGGUUCAUUUCCUCAAAAAUGAUAAGACUGCUGCAUACCUUGAAAUGACCAAACUGAUUGAGAAGGCCAGGAACAAUGCUUCUGCCUAUGAGAAAAGGUCCGAGUACUGUGAACGUGAACUCACAAAGGCAGAUCUGGAGAUGGUCACUAGAUUAGACCCGCUUCGGGUUUACCCUUACAGAUAUCGAGCUGCAGUUUUGAUGGACAGCCACAAAGAGAAGGAAGCAAUAGCAGAACUGUCAAGAGCAAUAGCAUUCAAGGCAGACCUUCACCUUCUACACCUGAGGGCAGCCUUUCAUGAGCACAUUGGAGAUGUGUUGGGCGCACUGCGAGACUGUAGAGCUGCCCUCUCUGUGGAUCCUAACCAUCAAGAGAUGUUGGAGCUUCAUAGCCGUGUCAACAGCCAUGAACCAUGACCCAUGACCCAUCAACCCAGACAAAAGGAAAAAA